AUGGCGCCCGGAGAGAAGAUCAAAGCCAAAAUCAAAAAGAACCUCCCGGUCCGAGGCCCCCAGGCACCGACCAUCAAGGACCUGAUGCGCUGGUACUGCCUGAACACCAACACCCACGGCUGCCGCCGCAUCGUGGUGUCCCGAGGCCGCCUCCGGCGCCUGCUGUGGAUCGCGUUCACGCUAACGGCAGUGGCCCUCAUUCUCUGGCAGUGCGCCCUCCUCGUCUUCUCUUUCUACACCGUCUCCGUCUCCAUCAAAGUGCACUUCCAGAAACUGGAUUUUCCCGCCGUCACAAUUUGCAAUAUCAACCCCUACAAGUACAGCGCCGUGAGCGACCUUCUGACUGACUUGGAUGCUGAGACAAGACAGGCCUUGCUGUCCCUAUAUGGGGUCAAAGACUUUCCAGAGGUUAAAUCUCGGGAACGCCGGGAGGCAGGAUCGAUAAGAUCCACUUGGGAAGGCCCACCACCCAGAUUCCUCAACUUGAUCCCAUUGCUGGUCUUCAAUGAGAAGGGAAAGGCCAGGGACUUCUUCACAGGCCGGAAGCGCAAGAUCAGUGGGAAAAUCAUUCACAAGGCUUCCAACGUCAUGCACGUUCACGAGUCGAAGAAGUUGGUGGGAUUUCAAUUGUGCUCAAAUGACACCUCUGACUGUGCCACCUACACCUUCAGCUCUGGAAUCAAUGCCAUUCAGGAGUGGUACAAGCUUCACUACAUGAAUAUCAUGGCACAGGUGCCUCUAGAGAAGAAAAUCAACAUGAGCUAUUCUGCCGAAGAACUGAUGGUGACCUGCUUCUUUGAUGGGAUGUCCUGUGAUGCCAGGAACUUCACGCUUUUCCACCAUCCAAUGUACGGGAAUUGCUACACGUUCAACAACAGAGAGAAUGCCACCAUCCUCAGCACCUCCAUGGGGGGCAGUGAGUAUGGGCUGCAAGUCAUCUUAUACAUCAAUGAAGACGAAUAUAACCCCUUCCUGGUGUCCUCCACUGGAGCCAAGGUGCUCAUCCAUCAGCAGAAUGAGUACCCCUUCAUCGAAGACGUGGGAACCGAGAUUGAGACAGCGAUGUCCACCUCCAUAGGAAUGCACCUGACAGAAUCCUUCAAGCUGAGUGAACCUUACAGCCAGUGCACGGAGGAUGGCAGUGAUGUGCCCAUCACGAACAUCUACAACGCUGCUUACUCCCUCCAGAUCUGUCUUUAUUCGUGCUUCCAGACGAAGAUGGUGGAAAAAUGUGGCUGUGCCCAGUACAGCCAGCCUCUUCCUCCAGCAGCCAAUUACUGCAACUAUCAACAGCACCCCAACUGGAUGUAUUGCUACUACCAGCUGUACCAGGCCUUUGUCCGGGAAGAACUGGGCUGCCAAUCAGUGUGCAAGCAAGCUUGCAGCUUUAAGGAAUGGACGCUGACCACCAGCCUGGCACAGUGGCCAUCUGAGGCUUCCGAGAAAUGGUUGCUGAAUGUUCUCACCUGGGACCAAGGCCAGCAAAUAAACAAAAAGCUCAACAAAACUGACCUGGCUAAGCUCUUGAUAUUCUACAAAGACCUGAACCAAAGAUCCAUCAUGGAGAGCCCAGCCAACAGUAUUGAGAUGCUUCUGUCCAACUUCGGUGGACAGCUGGGCCUGUGGAUGAGCUGUUCAGUCGUCUGCGUCAUCGAGAUCAUAGAAGUCUUCUUCAUCGACUUCUUCUCUAUCAUCGCCCGCCACCAGUGGCAAAAAGCCAAAGAUUGGUGGGCCCGUAGGCGGUCACCUCCCUCCCCCGAGACUCACGCCAGCCAGCAGGGCCAGGAUAAUCCAGCUCUGGAUAUAGACGAUGGCCUGCCCACUUUCACCUCUGCAAUGCGCCUGCCUCCAGCCCCAGGGCCCACAGUACCUGGCACGCCACCCCCCAGAUACAACACCUUGCGCUUGCAUAGUGCCUUUUCCUCCCAGCUCACAGACACUCAGUUGACCGAUGAGUUCUGA
Molecule: messenger RNA, 1962 nt
Organism: Psammomys obesus (fat sand rat)
Lineage: Eukaryota; Metazoa; Chordata; Mammalia; Rodentia; Muridae
Gene: Scnn1g
Product: sodium channel epithelial 1 subunit gamma
Exons: 12
Coding region: 1-1962 (653 amino acids)
Biological process (GO): sodium ion transmembrane transport
Cellular component (GO): membrane
Molecular function (GO): ligand-gated sodium channel activity
Source: RefSeq, a predicted model, not a curated record